GCGCUACUAAAACCACGAGCCUUCCUAUCUCCUCAGUUGUCGUCCGAGCGCGCCGCGAUCCGAGUCUUCUUUUUCGCAAUCCUUUCGAUAGGGUCCCGAGCUAAUGAGAAAGACAAGACGGGCUGGUACUAAACUCGUUUCUUUAUCGACUGCUAAUUUAGCUCCGCUCGCGCUCUAUGCCGGAAUCACUUUGCCGGGUCCACUUGAAAUUCGCUUCUGACCGAUCUACGAAAGUAUCGCGUGCUAUGAGCCGAUAAUUGAGAAUCCUCGUGUCUCGCUCAGUGACUCCUGCUCGACCACCUCGUAACAGGAUAAUUCGUUAAUGGCCUGUGACUCCUCGUAAUGCAACGAAUAAGAGCGAGAAUUACGCAAAGAGGUCAGAAUCGUUGUUUCAUUUGAAUUUUCGCGAGCAACGUGAUCCGCCCGUAAUAUGUGGAACCGGAAGGUGUUCAUCAGAAUCAUCGAAGUGAUACUCUGCCUCGCUUGCGUGGUGGCGCUUAGGGUCACCGACGAUGAGAGCAGAAGGGUGUUCCAUUAUUUGAGGAGCCGGAGCAGAGAAUGGUCACUUUUGAAUAACGUCACAUGGGGUGCCAUAGGCGCCGCUCUAGCGACUGCGACCUGCGGCGGUUACAUAAUAAUAACGACGGGUCUCCUCAUUGCCGCUGCUACAGGAGAACUCACGGGUCGAAAGACGGAACUGUUCUUCCUUGGACUUGGCAUCAUUCUUUUCGGCAUCGUCGGUUCUUUAUCAAUGGCUUCCAUUGAGAACGUCCCUGAAGACUUGGUGGACAACGCAGCGGUGUUCGGCGCGCUGUGUAUAUUGACAGCUUUGGUGUUCAUUGCUGACUUAUUAAUGAGCUCGCCUAAAAAGAAGAUCAGCCACGGCAUGACGGAGGCGUUGUCUAGUAAAGCCAAGAACCUGGUAACAGCGACACUGUCCACGGAGAAAGAAUCGAAACCAUCGAAAUCAUCGAAAUCCACCGGCAAAGCCACGAAGAGCGAAGAUGGCACGGUCAACGACGGUUUCGAGAAAGCGGAAGAGCGACAUCAGAAAAGUUCGCCGGAAGAAAUAUCCGAGGAUCCUCGAAAUUGGGAGCGAGAUCGUCCAAUGAGUCAGUCCUUCAAGAGUUCAGGGCAUAGAGACGAAGAGAAUGGCCGGUUAUCGUACGAGGAGUCUGAAAGAAGGGAACACACGCAGAACUUCGAGAACGGCAGAGCUCUCAGAGAUUCGGCUAGGUUACGAAGCUCUGAGACGCAGAAGAAUGGGCAAAGAGACUCGUACAAGAUGGAUCACAGGCACGAUAUGCCGAAGAUUGUGUAUAAGGUUCAAGAUAUCUAUCAGCGACCAGUCGACGAAGUCGACACGCCGCGUUUUCCGACGGAAAUGGACGCCAGAGGUGACGCUAUGUUCGCGAAAGUUGUGAAUCCCGGCGUGAAGAUUAUGAAGGUUGAGCACGAUGUCGAUGAAACUUUCGAUUCGUACAGAUACUCGGAUACCAGUCAAUACGACAACGUUCCGAUUCGCAUGCGAGGAGCUUCGCCGAAUUACAAGAAGAGUCGUGACGUUUCUUUUAAUGUCCCAUCGCCACCGAAGGGGUACGGGAAGGCUUACAAUAAAAUAAAGGACGAGAUGGAAAUGCUGGAGGAAUGUUUCGGUUCUCUUCGAACGGCCAGCACUCAAACGGCCGGAGCAAGGACACCGUCGUCGCCAACCGAUCCUGGUUACGUUCGACAUACUGCCAGCAACUGGCCACAGGAAACUAAAAUGAAAACGCCUGGCGGCAGUCCUGUUCAUGGGAAAAAUUAACCUUCAGAGAUUUGGCAAAGUCUUGUGCGAAGAAUUUUUUUUCUAUUUUACAAUAGGUUACUGCAAGUAACUUAUCAGAGGUUAACACUAUUUCUACCGAGGUGUCGAAUUUUCGGCUUAAAAUUAUUUUUCAACCUUAGUUGUACAUUCUGAAUUGACCUUCGACUUUACCAAUAACGAUUAUAACAUUAAUCAUAGGAAAUGUCAAAAAUUCAAUUGGGGAAAAAUUGUUAAACUGAGGAAAGGAUUGUAAGUUAAAAUUUCAGGUGUCCUUUGACACCUUCGGUAGAAAUGGUGUUAAUCGGGUGUACAGAGUCUAGUGAUAAAUUCAUUUUUCUGUGGCAUUAUAUGUGGACGUUCGCCAGUUGUUUCGGAAGAAGUACAUUCGAUGAGAAAGUCAGUUUAUCCCUGAUUGAAAUUUUUUACAUUUUAUUGAAGACUGGGAUAUCUCCCUUCACCGAAUACUUAGCGGUAAGCUGAAUAUAUUUAUUGUGGAGUUUGUAUUUAAUCGAAUUUUCGCUCACUGCCUUCGAUUGUCAAUAAACGUGUACUUAAUAAUAUCCUGUCGACAUUUGUCUGUUUAGCAAUAUGUUUUGUGAAUGUAUGGAUUUAUAUAGACAAUCGUCUAUUAAUCGUUCGAAAGGAUUUUCCUGUAAAACAGAGGAUAAGAGAAUGGAACACGAAUUCGACAGGUAUACGUAUAUGUAGAAAUUUUAAUAUAAAGUUUAACACCUCCGUUCACAUCGAUACGCAAUA
Messenger RNA from Nomia melanderi (Alkali bee), 2563 nucleotides. RefSeq lists its product as uncharacterized. The record is from RefSeq and is a predicted model, not a curated record. NCBI's taxonomy places the organism in Eukaryota, Metazoa, Arthropoda, Insecta, Hymenoptera, Halictidae.